Molecule: messenger RNA, 5394 nt
Organism: Lithohypha guttulata
Lineage: Eukaryota; Fungi; Ascomycota; Eurotiomycetes; Chaetothyriales; Trichomeriaceae
Gene: YTA7
Product: TAT-binding protein-like protein 7, AAA ATPase
Exons: 2
Coding region: 1-5394 (1797 amino acids)
Biological process (GO): positive regulation of transcription by RNA polymerase II
Cellular component (GO): nucleus
Molecular function (GO): chromatin binding; histone binding; ATP binding
Source: RefSeq, a predicted model, not a curated record
AUGCCCUUCAGACCCUCUAGGUACACCACUGAUCGAGAGCUAGCAGCCAUUGUUGAUGCUGAGGACUCGAAUGACGACGAUUACGACGACCACGAACGACGGAGUAAACCUCGCCAGAAACCUCGUGCCCGCGGUGGUAGCGCUGUGCCGCGAAAGAAGUCAAAGAAGAAUCGCUAUGGGGGUUCCGACAUAAGUGACGACGACGACGAACUCUCAGAAGAGGCAGAAGAUUGGACAGAUGAGGAUGUGAAAGAAGAAGUUGAGUUCAACGAAGCGACUGGUAGACCUAAACGUCGAGCCGCUAAACCAGCCCGAACGUACAAAGAAAGUGACGAAGAAGAAGCUCAUGAUUACUCGCUUCCUUCCGAGGAAGAAGCUCCUGUAACUCCAUCGAAGCCUCGAGCGAUCGGUCCUAAAUCGAAAAUCGUGACGCUUAAGAUACGCACGCCUCUUCCCCGUAGCCCUCGCAUCCUGCGUGACAGGCGCCCAAGCGUCCCAGCUGCGAGAGCCGAACCAUCUGGUACCACACGCCGAACCCGUCGUAUGUCUGAGGAGGAGGGCGAGACCUUGAUUGAACUCUCCAAUUCAGGCAGACAUACCGUACUCGUUAGAGCCGGUUCUCGAGAUCCAGAUAUACCCCAGUCGCGUGCCACAAGAGGCUCAAAGAGUAUCAUGUAUCCAUCCAAAAGCACCAUUGAUGAGGUCGACGAGCCCCAAUCAGUGCCAAAAGAGCAGGAAGAGAUUGUGAUCCCGCCAUCGCAGGAGACAGUACAGUUCUUCGCCUCACAGGACGAGUUGCCAGACAUGGUCCCCCACAUCGGUUCAGAUUUACAUGCUUCAGUCUUGAAGGAGCCUGUACCUCUGCUUCCGAGUGACGACCCUCUACAUGGUUCUCCUCACGUUGAGUCCAUUCGACCUGAGAUUGAACCUCUGUCAGAGGAAGGCGAAGCCGAGGGUGCUGAAGAGGACGACGAAGGCCCGGUCUCAAAUCGAGGUAGAACCACGAGAGCCAGCCAAAAGCGAAAAGCAGAUUCUCCUGCUCCAGACGAGCCGAUGCCUUCCAGACGUAGAUUGCGUCCUCGUGAGUCUGCUAGUCGGGCACAUUCGAGCACAAGACAUCACAAAGAUAUCGAUAAGACCAGUGACUUUGACCCUGAGGCGGAAGCCGAUGAGGCGGGCGACGUCUCAAUGUCAGAAGAAUCUGAUGGAUCACCUCAGAAACGAACGCGACAAAGGGUCGAUGCCGAUGAGGAUAGUAAUGGUGGUCGACGCUCAACACGGUUGCAGAAAAAGAACGCUUCUCAACAAGCUUCUGCAUCGGACGAAGACUAUGAGUUGCAAGAAGAAAUAGCCGAGCUUCAAAAAGACGACCGCGCGACCAAGCGAAGACGACGUGCUCAGGAAGAGCUUGUGUUCGAGUCAAGAGGCAAACGGAAUACCACAAGAAAAGACUACAAUUUAAUGCGUAACAUACCCCAGCUAGACGACGAUGACGAGACUGCUGUCCCUACCCUUUCACAAAAGGCGAAGAAAACAGGAGGUGGGCAGUCUUAUUAUACAAUGCACGAUUAUGCUGGUCCUUUCGGUGGUGUUCGUGGUCGCCCUCUUCUUGGUGGUCCUCAACGUGCGCCAGAUGCAGAUACAGACAGUAGCGAUGACGAGGUCAUGAAGCAGCCGAAGCAAAUCGCUGGUGUCGCUGGUAUGACACCUACCAUUGCCACGAAUCCCUUCAAUCCCUUCGCAAUGAAUGCCUUGAUUUCCGAUCCGGCUCAAGGCCCAACAGGUACACCGGCUAAUCUGGGCAAGGUAAAGGACAAACAAGCUCUAGCCGACGCUGAUCCUCUGGGCGUGGACCAGAAUAUCGACUUCGACAGCGUCGGUGGUUUGCAAGGACACAUUGAUCAGCUCAAAGAGAUGGUUGCAUUGCCCUUACUGUAUCCUGAAAUCUUCUUGCGAUUCAAGAUCACUCCACCACGUGGUGUUCUCUUCCACGGUCCACCUGGUACUGGUAAAACACUAUUGGCUCGUGCUCUCGCAAGCAGUGUCAGCUCUCAAGGCCGCAAAGUCACCUUCUACAUGCGAAAGGGCGCUGAUGCACUCAGCAAAUGGGUUGGAGAAGCUGAAAGACAGCUCAGACUGUUAUUUGAGGAAGCGAGAAAGAACCAGCCAUCCAUCAUCUUCUUCGACGAGAUCGAUGGUUUGGCUCCAGUGCGUUCCAGUAAGCAGGAACAGAUUCAUGCUUCGAUCGUGUCUACUCUACUAGCUCUGAUGGAUGGUAUGGAUGGAAGAGGACAGGUCAUCGUCAUUGGUGCGACCAACAGGCCUGACUCUAUUGACCCUGCCUUGCGGCGUCCGGGACGCUUCGAUCGUGAGUUCUAUUUCCCACUUCCUGACAAAGAUGCUCGAAGAUCCAUUAUCAACAUUCACACUCGCGGUUGGGAUCCGCCACUUGACGACCAUAUCAAAGAUGAGUUGGCCACUCUGACGAAGGGUUAUGGCGGAGCCGACCUCAGAGCCUUGUGCACCGAAGCCGCCUUGAACGCUGUGCAAAGACGAUAUCCACAAAUCUACUCCUCAAAGGAGAAGUUGCUAAUCGAUCCGAAGAGUAUAACAGUGACGCCCAAGGACUUCAUGAUCUCGAUCAAGAAAAUGACGCCCUCAUCAGAGAGGUCAGCGUCGUCAGGAGCUGCGCCACUACCACAGAAUGUUGAGCCGCUACUGAGAAGGCAGCUCAAAGACCUGGAAGUUAGAAUUGAAGAAAUGUUACCACGGCAGAAAAAGACCACAGCGCUGGAGGAGGCGAUGUACGAGGAUGUGGCCGACGGCAGAGGAUUUGGUAGAGAGCGUAUGCAGCAGGCUUUUGAGUCCUCUCGCGUCUUUCGCCCAAGACUGCUUGUUCAUGGUAGGCUUGGGAUGGGUCAGCAGUACAUCGCUGCAGCACUACUCAACCACUUUCAAGGCGUGCAUGUGCAGUCACUGGACUUGUCCAUUCUUCUCGGGGAUACGACCAGCUCACCCGAAGCUACUGUCAUUCGGCUUUUUGCGGAGGCUAAGAUGCACAAACCGAGCGUGAUAUAUAUUCCAAACGUGCAAGAAUGGUUCGGCACUGUCGGACAAACAGUGUUGACCACAUUCCAUGGACUCUUGAGGUCAAUCAAGCCAACUGAUCCUAUCUUGGUCCUCGCUUUCUUGGAGGCUGAGCCCGACGAUGAAGACGAAGGGAUGAAACGAGAAUUUUUUGGUUACUCACAUCGCAACCAAUAUCGUCUCGCAUCACCGAGUCACAAAGAACGAAGCGAGUUCUUCAGACCAUUGAAGGAUUACAUCAAGACGAGACCGAGUGAUUUUCCCGAUCCAGCUCACCGGAAGAGGCGACAGAUGGAGAUCUUACCUCCAGCUCCUGCGGAACCGGAGAAGGAGGCGCCUCCCCCAACUAAAGAAGAGCUCAAGGCCCAGAAGAAAAGAGAUCGAAUGACACUGAACGUGCUCAAGCAACGGCUGCAGCCGAUCAUGGAUCAAAUCAGAACCAAAUACAGAAGGUUUCGAACCGGUAUCAUCGAAGAUCACCUUAUCAGCUACCUGUACAAAGAGGCUGACCUAGAGACUGUGACAUCUGACGUUCAUGAUAACAACCAAGUACAAGAAACACGACCAUAUCGUCUUGCGAAAGAUCCACAUGGUGUAGGCGGGCUGGUCGAUAUCGAUGGCAUCUUUUUCUACAACCUCGAUGCUGUAACUAUAGAGAAGCGGCUGAGCAACGGCUACUACAAACGGCCUAAGGAUUUUCUGACAGACAUCAAGAGAUUGGCUAAAGAUGCAAAGGCUGCCAAAGACGAAGACCGAAUGUUCAAGGCUAAUGAGUUGCAAUCUAAUGUUGAGGUGGACAUUGCUAACAUUGAGAUGCUUGAGCCCCAACUAGUCGCUGAGUGUGAAAAAGUAUAUCAGCGGGAGCUUCAAAGGCUCAAAGAAGAGGAGGAAAAAGCACAAGCAGCUGAGGAAAUGCAGCCACCACAAUUGACCGCGGUUCAGAUCUCUGAUACAGCAGCCACCACAACAACGGAAGGUGCAGGUCCGAUAACUCUAGGCGAGAACUUCAAUAACCCGAAGGACAUGCUGGUCAAUGCGAUAGUUCCGGCUGGGUCUCGGGCUUCGACUGACAGUAUCAUGACGAAUGGCUUUCACGAUGUUAUCAACAAUCGUUCACACGAUCGGAAUUCGAAUAACGUUUCCAAUGCAUCAGAAGCCAAUGCUGGUGAAGAUGCUCAUCUGCACAAUUCUAGCAACGAAAGUGGCUCGAAGCAGAGAUCGAAUGGGGAAACUCAAAGCAGUGAAAGCACGACAGCUUUAUCAGUACUUGGCAGGACCGCCUCAGCCCAGCCGAAACCGUUUUCGCAAUACUCUGCACCCUCACAGCGACUGCGCCAACAAUAUGGACUGGAGCCAUUACCUAACCAGGCAUCAUUUAUGACGCCUAUGGAAGAGGAGUCUCAAUUCAAGGACUAUACCAAUGAUGCAAGCACGACUCAAACGAAUAGUGGUCAGAAAGCUCCGUCGGUGUCAACCUCUGGUUACCACGACCCGAGACAUAGUUACUCAGGCGUAGGCUCAGAUUACCACGAUCAACGGAAUAGUCAGGAUACUGGAGCACCGGACCUCUUUGGGUGGGACGAGCGAACGACAGGUGAUAUUCCUGAUACACAAGAUACAUCGGCGUCGCAGUCCUCGACGAACGGAGCAUCUGCAGGAAACGGCGAACCAUCAAGUUAUUUCGUCAGUGCGGCCUCGAAAAGUGCCUACCCAUCACACGAUCAAUCACGACUACAAUCAUCAUUUCCACCCGUUCCACGUUUCGAUGCUCCCUCCGUCGCCGCACACACACAUACCGGCCCCGCAGCAUCCAGUACUUCCGCCCCAGCACGCGCAGGAGCAGGUCUCUUCGCAGAACUAACCGCAGCCGCAACUCCAACCUCCCGCCUAGGCGCAAACGCACCACCACACGCCAUGAAAAGCCUCCUCAACCCACCCUCUCCCCCACCCACCUCCCAACCCCAAACCCAGACCCAAACACUCGAAUACGCCGAACCCAAUCUCGCCCUGCCCGACGAGUCCAGAAUCGAUAAUACCGUCCUGGAUAUCGUCGACAAAACCUCGGGCCUCUCCGUCGAACAAAUGGAACAAGUCAACAGCGUCCUCAUGGACAUUCUCUGGCAGACAAGAGGCGAAUGGAACCGGACGAUUGUUCUGGACUGCAUAACUGAUGGCUUUAAUAAUACCAUUGCGGAUAUGCGGGAUACAGGACAGGAGUUUGGAAAUUUGAGUUGGGAGAGGGUGGAUACUGCUGGUGAGCGAGCGACGGGGAGGAGGAGGGCGGCGAUCGGGAUGCGUACGGGUUAG